Oncorhynchus keta (chum salmon) is the source of this 3650-nucleotide messenger RNA. Its product is annotated as glucocorticoid modulatory element-binding protein 1-like. Bases 2306 to 3079 code for a protein of 257 amino acids. NCBI's taxonomy places the organism in Eukaryota, Metazoa, Chordata, Actinopteri, Salmoniformes, Salmonidae. The record is from RefSeq and is a predicted model, not a curated record. The transcript is spliced from 9 exons.
AUAGCUUCCUGUCUCGAUCGCGUCCUGUCAGCCUGAUUGUAGCCAUACUAGCUUCGAAGUCCCUCGUUUUAUUAUUAUCUCAGUAUAUUAAUAUUAUCAUAUUUCUAUAGUGUUUUUUUAUAAUUAUUGUUGAAAAUCAUGUUUAUCCGUUCAGUUAGUGAUUUUUGUAAUUCGAUUAUUGUGUGCUGUGUCUUUUUUUGUUUCUUCACUUGCUAGCUAUUAACGUUCUAACUAGUAAGGUGGCUAGCAAUUAGCCAACGCCUCCCUCCGCUACCAAUCAUGGCACUGUUUUACUCAGGACGCUUGUAAGAGCUGCCAUUGACGGAUGUACAUCGUCUGGCCAAGACAAGUAGCAAAGCACCGAACUCCAAGUUAAAAACAAGGAUUCAAACUUUGUGUCCAGUUACCUUUUCAACUAUGAAGCUUCGAACAGGGCCAAUGUGACAGGAGAGGUCAGCAUAAGGGUUUGCUGCUACAGGUCCAGGAGGAAAAAUGAGAAACCACACAGUUUGACUCUAGGGUAAAAAGUCAGGUGUUUGUGACACUAUAUGCAGGUUACACAGUCAGAGAUGAAGCCUAGUCUUAGACUAAGAAGUUCCUUUCAAUGGAGAUCUGCAUUAAGAGGCAUUGCUGAGUCUAGUAAUUGUUCAUUUCUCUUCCUUGCUGUUUAUGUAAGCUCUGUUAUGUUAAGACACAUUAGAUUACAUUUAAACAAGGACAUAUACCCUUAAUAGAAAAGUUUAAAUCCGUAUUGCUGUAAUGAAUUUAUUGGCUGUUGCAUGUUGCGCCAGUCAUUUCUGUUUGCUAGUCGUGACAUGUUGAGUGAUUUUAUAUCCCCACGUGGGUUGUACUGAACCCCUGUGUGCCAGUAACAAUGACACAACAUCACCACACAGUUGCAAUACUAUUCCAGUCUGCACAACAUCACCACACAGUUGCAUUACUAUUCCAGUCUGGGACGACUGGAACACCAGUCGUCCCACCUGUGCAUUGCUGCACAGAGGCCGAGCAGCAGUGGCGUAAGCCAAGGACUAUGGGUCUGCAACCUGGGCCCAAAGGCAAAAUGACCAUCACCAAGCCCACCAAAAAGCGCAUGGCAGAAGGAGGGAUUAGGUGGUUUCAAGUACAUUGUUUAGAUUGGCUAACCACAGAGGCUGCUUUGCGGAAGAACACUCUACAGCUCCCUUUUUGGAAUGCUCCCUGACCUCUCAGUUCUCCAGAUAGAAGAGGCAUACAAGAACUUUGACCCUCUAUCCAAGCCAUUGAUCUGCAGCAUGGGGAUGUCUGCUGAAAAGCUUUUAGUUGACUCCCAUUUUGGAAAGGUACAGGUGGGGAGCCUCCUGUCUUACCAGCAGCCUCCAAUCACAACAUGACCAUAGUUCACUAUAAGGAGACACCACCAUUCCCUUUACUGCCCCUGGGUGGCUACAGACUGGAGAGCAACUUUCAAGGCUGUACUUGUGCUCAAUGAAGAAGACCAGCUUCACAUAGUCUCUUCAGGGCCCCCUCAUCUGUGGGAAGGAGGGGGAGGCUGUGCUUCCCUGGCAUGAGUGCCCUUUAUCCAGCACAUAUUAAAGGGUCUCUUUUAGAGCAGGCUCCACAGACCAAAGAAAGGAAUGUUUAUACUGCAAUUGUGAGACUGACUAAGCGAAGGGGAAGAAUGAGCAGCCCAUGGAGAAAAGCUGUUUGCUUGUUGAAAGAGAGAGAGAGAGAUGAGGUGGGACUGAAAGACUGAUGCACUCAGAUUCACGGAUGGCUGGAGGGAGGGAGUUCCAGAGCCUAGGAGCAACCCUGGAAAAGGCCCUGUCACCAAAGCUCUGGAGCUUGGACCUGGGGAUGUCAAGGUGGCCUGCUGUGGUGGAACGGAGUGAGCUUGAAGGUUGGUGCGGCAGGUAGCCUAGCGGAUAGAGGCGAGCCAGUUCCAAUCCUAUGGACCACUGCCUGUCGUUCUGCCCUUGGGCAAGGCACUUAAUCCCCCACGGGAGAGGGAGGUCUUGACUUUGGCAAUGUUGCAGAGGUGGAAGAGGGUAGAGUCCAGGCUGACGCCAAGGUUACAUGCGUGAGAGGAGGGAGAGAGUGGUGUCGUCAAUGAGGUGUGAGGUAUGAUUGUAGCCUGGUGAGGAGGACCUGAUGGCUCACUGUGUCAAAAGCGGGAACUUAGAUGGAGAAGAAUCAGGAUGGGCACCGGCAUCAGCAGAGGUGAGGAGGUCAUUGACAACUUUGCGGAGUGCAGUUUCAGCCCUGCGGAGGAGGCGGAAACCAGACUGGAAGGGCUCGAUUAGCAGUAGAUGGAGGCCAUGCUGCAAUGUCAGAUGAGAGGCAAGAGAAGGCUUACACUACAGUGGAGUGGAGCCCUGGGCCAGCUCCUCCCAUCAUCAGCACAGCCAAUGGACAUGUCAAGAGGGAAAGUGCCAAUAUUAUCCCUGAUGCUGUUGUGCGAACUCCCUUUCUGAGAUGUUUUGGACUGCUGGACUCAGUGAGGAGGGUUCUGGACCUGAGACCCAGUGAGACUGACAACCAGCAGCAGGUCCACAAUGCUCUUAAUGUGCUGGAGGACCAGUUGGAGGACCAGUGGAAGCCGAGGCAGGAUGAGCGCCCACCCAGCCCUGGUCACCUCUACGUGGGCAGCUUCUCCAAGGCCACCCCCUCAAAGUGCCUGCGGCUGUAUUGCUCUAGCUCUUCCACCACCCAACCUCAGAACCAGACCACACAAUCGUCCAUUGUCUUAUCCCGCAUCACCACAUCCUCAGUGUGUCCGCCUCUCACUGUGGCUGGCCUGCCUGUGGCCACACAGGCAGUCCGAACUCCCCACCGGCUCUUCAACCACUACACCACUGGCAACACCUCUGCAGGAAAGAGAGGCAGGGCCGGGUCUGUGGCUCUCCAUGCAUCCUCCAGGGUGACUGUGCUCAACACUACCACAGAGUCAGGGCUGGGGACCCCUCUACAGGUGCUUCAUCUAACCCAGGAGAGGGAGCAGGAGUCUGGGGACAUGGAGAGCCAGAGGCUAGGGAAGGAGAGGAUAGUACUUGUGCAGCAGGGGGUACUACUGGACACUCCAGAGAUUCAGACACACUAGGCUGGGAACAGUGGGGGUCUCAAUCAAUGAUGGAGAAAGAGGGGGAGGAGGAGGGGAGGAACAGGAGAAUGAAGGUACAGAAGGAACGGUUGCAUAAUGGCAAGAAGAGGGCAUUAAAAUAACAUAAAACCAAGUGAGAGAAGAGAGAACCGUAAUGAAAACAGUUAAAAGAAAAUAGAGUGAGCGAGCGUGUGUCCUUGUGGAAGAGAACAAGAAGGUGAACUUCGUCAUGUCAUGUAACUCCACACAGACAUUUCAGAUUUAUUUUAAUUUUUACGUACAGUACAUUUUCACAUGGUGUUUAUUACUGCAGUGCCCAUAGUACUUUAAUUACCCAUGGUCUUCAUCAUCAAGGACAUUGAAAUACUUAAUGAUUGGGGAGAGUAUGCUAAGUUGAGCCAUUUUUUUACAUUCAGUAUUACCCUGUUUUGGGAAAUAUCUUUGUUAGAAAGACUACAAUAUCUACAUAUAUUUCAGGAUGUUGUGCAUCCCUGGAAAUAAUCAGAAUCAUUAAAUAUUACAGUUAAGUGGGUAAGGUAAGUUAAGCUGCCUAUUUCUGUACUGAAUUAAA